AUGAGUUGGAAAGGCCUGACCAAGAGCGUCACUCGGGCGCCGCAAACCAUUAAGCAAAAGUUCAACAUUGGCGAGAUUACAAAAGAUCCCAUCUACCUUGAUGCCGAGCGCCGCUUCGACGAGCUGGAAAAGGAGACGAAGAAGCUCCAUGAGGAAUCCAAAAAGUACUUCGACGCCGUAAAUGGCAUGCUCUCUCAUCAGAUAGAGUUCUCCAAAGCCAUCGCCGAGGUCUAUAAACCCAUUUCCGGACGAAUGUCGGACCCAGACUCGUUUCUCGACGAAGGCAACACCGCUGGCAUAGAAGCCUGCGACCAGUACGAGACCGUGGUUCGCGAGUUACAAGAAACCCUCAAGCCGGAACUCGAGAUGAUAGAGUCGCGCGUCAUUCGCCCAGCAGACGAGCUACUGGCCAUCAUCAAAGCGGUGCGCAAAAUUGCCGCCAAGCGCGAUCACAAGCAGCUCGAUUACGACCGGCAUCGCACUGCGCUCAAGAAGCUACAAGACAAGAAGGACAAGACUCUCAAGGAUGAAAAGGCCAUAUAUCGUGCCGAGAGUGAUGUAGAACAGGCGACCCAGGAUUUCAAUUACUUCAACGACCUACUCAAGGAGGAGCUACCAAAACUAUUCUCUCUGGAAAGAGAGUUCAUCAAGCCCCUCUUCCAGUCCUUCUACUACAUGCAGCUGAACGUAUUCUACACACUCCACGAGCGCAUGCAGAGACUCGACAUAGGCUACUUUGACCUAACCCUAGACAUUGAGGCAGCAUACGAGAAGAAGCGCGGAGAUACCCAGGAGCAAGCAGAGAAGAUAUCCAUUGUCAAGUUCAAGACCACAGGCGGUCGCGUGGCUGGUGCGCGCCCCGGGCAGUCCAAAUAUGCGACCAAAGCACUAGAAGCCAAGGCAGGCCGGAGCUCCAUAUCAGAGGAAACGGACACGCCCCCGCCACCCUACAGUCCCGGACCCGCCGGAGCCAUAGGAGAUGUCAAGUCACCGGCCUUAUCACAAGGCUCUUGGGGCUCUGUUGCAAAGUCGAAAGGUGCCGCACCUCCCCCGCCAAAACCGAAGCCAUCACGAUUGAGUGGUGUGCCCACUACGGAGACAGUCACGGCGCUGUACGAUUACGAGGCGCAAGCGGAGGGUGAUCUUAGUUUCCUAACUGGCGAUGUUAUUGAGAUUGUUUCACGGACGCAGAACGAUAACGAAUGGUGGAUUGGAAAGGUCAGAGGGAAGCAAGGCCAGUUCCCAGGAAAUUACGUCAAGCUGAGCCAUUAG
Molecule: messenger RNA, 1272 nt
Organism: Cucurbitaria berberidis CBS 394.84
Lineage: Eukaryota; Fungi; Ascomycota; Dothideomycetes; Pleosporales; Cucurbitariaceae
Product: reduced viability upon starvation protein-like protein
Exons: 6
Coding region: 1-1272 (423 amino acids)
Biological process (GO): actin cortical patch localization; endocytosis; plasma membrane tubulation
Cellular component (GO): mating projection tip; actin cortical patch; medial cortex
Molecular function (GO): protein binding; lipid binding
Source: RefSeq, a predicted model, not a curated record